UUGAUUGGAAGUUGUAUUUACAAAGUACAACCCUUCUGGGUAAAAAAGAGUGUAGUACAAAACCCUGCAAACCUUUCUGUCGACAACUCUUCUUCUAACGAGAAGACCCCUAAAAACCCUAAGGUAAAACCGCAAAAAAACCUGUGUUCCAUCAAGAUGUUUGCCGUAGCAUCGAGAACUCGCACUACCCUACCUUCAAAAUGUAUCACCACCUCCCUGAGGAGAUCAUCAAAGACAUCAAGGGAGAACUUGCCCUCGUAGUUUGGUUCUCCAAACAGAUCAAUAAGGGAAGGAUAGGAUAGGAUGCUCUCAGAUCUGAUGAGAAUACGGCCUCUGAUGCAGCGGAGGUGCAUUGUGGUUGAUUUUCUCAAAAAAGCUCGAUCUUAGGCCUUGAACUCGGUGGAUGUAGAUACUCAAUCAAAGAAGCUUCUGGAUGCGCUGUUGAGUAUCAUUGUAGAUGAGUUCUACACUCAGCCAGAGGAUAUGACUGAACAAAAAUUGUGCUUCUCUGUUUCAUGUUUUGGAUCCUUGCGAUGACUAUGACUUUCUUCUUCAGUUCAAGAUUUGAAAACUCAUUCCGUGGACCUCCUCCGACUUGAACUAUAGUGCACGCUACUCAUAUGAAUUGUUAAAUUUCCGUUUCGUAUUGAUUGUGAUGUGAGCUCUCUGAAUUUCCUGGAUGGGAUGUAUAAAUUCAAGCUCUGAUGCCUUGGCCUAUGAUUGCGACAUAUAUAAGAUUCUUGAAGGACUUCUUAAAUUGCCGGAAAAUAGAGAAUGUGCUGACUGCAAAGCUAAAGGUCCAAGAUGGGCUAGUGUGAAUUUAGGCAUCUUUAUAAGCAUGCAAUGUUCUGGGAUCCAUAGAAGUCUUGGGUUACACAUAUCAAAGGUGCAGUCUGCUACGCUUGACACAUGGCUUCCAGAACAGGUUGCAUUUAUUCAAUAUAUAGGGCAAGGAAUUGAAGAUAAAGUUUUAGAUGCGGUUGUAUUCCAAGCCUGGAGUAAAAAGUUAGUUGCACCAGUUGUAGAGUUAGAGAUCCCUAUAUUGUACGGCCCAUAGAGCACUGGUUCAUUUGAAGAUAAAAUAUUGUAAGUAUAAGAUAGAUGAUAAUUACCCCUUAGAGUGUGAAAAUUUGAUGAAAAAUUGUGUAUUGCAUUACUUUUCUAAGUCAGAGUACAUUAGAUAUUUAUACAAGAUCUAAGAGUGUAACUAACUUCUAACUAAUCUCCACUAUAUACCCAUCUAAUCUCUAUAGUCAAUUAUAUUGUUACAUGUGUAUAUAAAAUCUACUAAGUGAAAAGCUAAUUCUAAACUACAUGUCACCCAAUAAGCAGGAUGAAUUAAUGGAUGUACAACAUUACCCGAGUGAAUUUUAAAGUAUUUUAUUGUGUAGUUGGCUUUAUUUUUAAUUUGUAAAAUUUUUCUGCGUAUUGCGCAGUUUAAAUGCUAUAAGUUUUAGUGGAUGAAACUAGAAGUGUAGCUAAUACGUAGUUAGAAAUUUGGCAAGACACCCUAGAAUCUAAAUGCUUUUGGUUUAGUAUGACUAAAAUAAGGCACAUAGAGUGUAAGUUUUGUAAAAGUAGAAACAAAAACAAAGGGAUAGUAAGAUUUGAUGGUCAAGAGAUACCAAAGAGCAACAAUUUUUGAUAACUUGAAUCAAUAAUUCAUAAACACUGAGAGAUUUUAUAGGAUAAAAGCAAGAUGGAUAUAAUGGAGAAGUGCAUAAGAAGUGUUGUACGAUUGUAGAAUACCUAUUAAGCUAAAAAGAAUAUUUUAUAAGACUGUUAUAUGAC
Messenger RNA from Quercus lobata, 1791 nucleotides. Its product is annotated as ADP-ribosylation factor GTPase-activating protein AGD5-like. The record is from RefSeq and is a predicted model, not a curated record. The transcript is spliced from 7 exons. Bases 680 to 1057 code for a protein of 125 amino acids. NCBI's taxonomy places the organism in Eukaryota, Viridiplantae, Streptophyta, Magnoliopsida, Fagales, Fagaceae. Gene Ontology annotation, molecular function: GTPase activator activity.